This is a messenger RNA of Lacerta agilis (Sand lizard), 5280 nucleotides long. RefSeq names its product family with sequence similarity 184 member A (gene FAM184A). NCBI's taxonomy places the organism in Eukaryota, Metazoa, Chordata, Lepidosauria, Squamata, Lacertidae. Bases 185 to 3658 code for a protein of 1157 amino acids. The transcript is spliced from 19 exons. The record is from RefSeq and is a predicted model, not a curated record.
UUCUCCCCCUCACCCCCCCCCCGCCGUCCUCUUUGCCACCAGCAUUAGCUGCUUUCCAUCUCUAUCCUUGUCUUUUUCCUCCGCCUGCAACCUCAACAACCCCCCCCCCUAUUUUCGUGUCACCCUCGCCCUUCUCCUCCCGGCGCUUGGCAGAGCGGUUGGCAGGGUUUCUUUGCUGUGGAAGAUGGCGACACCAGGGAUGAGCUGGCAGCAGCACUACUACAGCGGCAGCUCCUCGGGGAGCGCUGGAAAAUUCACCACCUCCACUUCGUCGGCCGCCUCCUCCCAGCUCGGCAUGGAAUAUAAUCAGGAUCUCCAUCUCAAAAUGAGCAAGAAAAUAGCGCAGCUCACCAAGGUAAUAUAUGCUUUGAACACAAAGAAUGAUGAACAUGAGGCUGCUAUUCAAGCCCUCAAAGAUGCUCAUGAAGAAGAAAUCCAACAAAUUAUUGCAGAAACCAGAGAAAAGAUUCUGCAGUAUAAGAGUAAAGUUUCUGAAGAAAUGGAUCUCAAAAGAAAAAUCCAGGUUUUAGAAGAGUCAUUGGAAGAUCAUAAAAAGAUGAAGCAUCAAGCUUUAACGGAGUUUGAAGCAUAUAAAGACAGAGUUGAGGAUAUGCAACUUUGUGCAGAAGCUCAGCAUGUUCAGCGUGUAGUAACUAUGUCACGGGAAGUAGAAGAAAUUAGAAAGAAGUUUGAGGAGAGGUUGCGGAGUUUUAUACAAUUACAAGUACAGUUGGAAAAGGAUAAACGUUCAGCUCUUGAAGAACUAAGAGCUGCACAUAGACUUGAGGUCCAGGAACUUAUAAAGACCCAUCAGAACCAGAAUGCUACUUUAAAUAAGGGACAGGAAAAGUUAGAAGAAUUACACAGGCGGGAUGUGGAAGAACUGAAUGCCAAAGUUGAAGAGCUAAGAGUGGAAAGAAAAAAGCUAAUUGAGGACUAUGAAGGUAAACUCAGCAAAGCUCAAUCUUUCUAUGAGCAUGAACUUGAUACUAUGAAAAGGUCGCAGCUGUUUACAGCUGAAAGCUUGAAAACCUGCAAAGAGAAGGAAAUAGAACUAAGAAAGGAGUUUCAAAGCCAAGAAUCUGUUUUACGAAAAAACCUGGGAAAGCUUAAGACUGAAUUGCAGAUGGUACAGGAUGAAGCAGGUGGUCUACGAGAAAAAUGUCAGAAACUUCAAGUAGCACUCAACACAGCAGAAAACAAUGUGCAGGCUCUUCAGAAACAGUUGGAUGAUGUCAAAGAUGGGGAAAUGUCAUUGUUAAGCAAACACAAAGAGGUUGAAAGUGAACUAGCAGCUGCUAGAGAACGCUUACAGCAACAGGCCACAGAUCUAGUACUAAAAGCCAGUCAUAUUGGAAUGCUUCAAGCCACACAAAUGACCCAGGAAGUUACAAUAAGGGAUUUGGAAUCAGAAAAAUCUAGAUUAAAGGAGAAACUGUCCCAGCUGGAAGAUGAAAGAAAUCUAUUACAAAGCAAAACACAGAGCCUGGAUGAAAGACAAAGGCAACAAAUUCUUGCACUGGAGAAGAAAGUGAAUGAAGCAAGGGAAACACAACGAGAAUAUUAUGAGAAGGAGCUGAUAAAACUGCAAGCCAGGCUGGAAGGGGAGGCUGCACAAUUAAAUGAGGCUCAUUCUAAGACCUUGGAGGAGUUGGCAUGGAAACAUCAUACUGCUCUUGAGGCAGCACAUAGUACUGCUAACAAGGAGAAAAAGAAACUGCAAAUGGAGUUGGAGCAGCACUUUGAAAAAGAGAAGAUACAUUUCGAAGACGAGAAGAAUCAGCUUCGACAGCAGUUGGAAAACCUGAGGGAAGAACUGACAACCAAGCUGACUUCAUCCAAUCAGGAGAUGGGUCGAUUACAAGAUCUAGUAAGAAAAAGUGAACAGGGCCUUGGUACUGCAGAAGGGCACAUCUCCAAUCUCCAGGAAACCCAGGAAAUACUACAAAAAGAACUAGAGUUAACCAGGGCAAGACUGAGGGAGACCACUGAUUCUCUGUAUAAUGUUCAGGGGGAACUAGACCAGGAAAGACAGCAGCAUGAAGUAAUGAUUGUAGCUAUGAGGGAAGAGGAAAAAUUCAAAGUUGACAGAAUGGCCCGUGAUCUAGAAAUAAAAUGGACAGAAAAUCUUCGGCAGGAAUGUAGCAAACUUCGAGAAGAAUUAAGGCUUCAACAUGAGGAAGAUAAAAAGUCAGCAAUGACUCAACUCCUGCAGCUAAAAGAGAGAGAGAAAAAUGCUGCCAGAGAUAGCUGGCAGAAGAAAGUUGAAGAUCUUUUGGAUCAGCGGCACUGUCUCGGUGAAGCUUUGCAUAAAUCUAUCAGCAAUAUCUCCCUGUUGAAGCAGAAUCUAGAAAUGCAGCUUUCCCAGUCUCAGACUUCAAUGCAGCAACUUCAGGCACAAUUUAGCCAGGAGCGACAGAGGCUGGCCCAAGAGAUUGAAGAGCUACAAGAAGAGCAUCAACAGAGACACAAGUCCUUGAAAGAAGCACAUAUCCUUGCAUUUCAGAACAUGGAGGAAACAAAAGAAGAAGAGCAAAAGGAACUUGAGGAACGUUUAAAACAGAAGCACUUAGAAGAACUUCAUGCGCUGAAAGAAGCACACAGGCAAGCUAUGGAUGCUUUCAAACUAGAAAUGGAACAGGAACUGCAGACUCUUCGCUUUGAACUGGAAGAUGAAGGGAAAGCUAUGCUUGCAUCUUUGCGCUCAGAACUAAACCAUCAGCAUGCUGCAGCAAUUGAUCAACUAAGACAUAAUCAUCAACAAGAACUAGCAGCUGCUAAAAUGGAACUUGAAAGAAGCAUAGAGCUUAGCAGGCACCAGGAAAAAGAGUUUGUUUGCCGGAUAUCAGAUCUACAGGAUGAAUUGAGGCAUCGAGACCACCAUAUAUCUGAACUGGAUAAGGAGAUUCUUGCUCUGCAUGAGAACAUAAGUGCACUAACCAAGGAACUGGAGUUUAAAGGGAAGGAGGUUCUCAGAAUACGUAGUGAAUCCAACCAACAAAUUAGGCUGCAUGAACAAGAUUUAAACAAGAAACAUGAGAAAGAGCUGGAUGUCAUGACAGCAGACCACAUCAGAGAAAGACAAAGCAUGCUGGCAGAUUUUAAUAAGACCCAAGAGCUGCUCAAGGAAAUUAAUUCAGCUUUGCAAAUUUCUUUAGAAGAAAUGGAAGAAAAAUAUCAAAACAGGGAAUCAAGACCAGAAGAUUUACAGCUUAUUGCAGAGUUGAAAGACCUGAUUGCUGAGAGGGAUCAGCUAAUAAAGAAACUGAUUGAUGACAAGAAAUUCUAUCAACUGGAACUAGUCAAUAGGGAGACUAACUUCAACAAGGUGUUUAAUGCAAGUCCUAAUGUUGGUGUUAUUAACCCUCUGGUGAAGCAAAAGAAGAAGAAUGAUAAAUCAGCAAACAGGUUUGUGAGUGUCCCCAAUCUAAGUGCUCUGGAAUCUAGUGGAGUGGGCAAUGGACAUGCUAACCGCCUGGAUCCUAUCCCAAAUUCACCCAUCCAUGAUAUUGAGUUCAACAGCAGCAGACCACUUCCACAUCCUAUACCACCCAAAGAGCCCAAGACGGUUUUGAGCCCUCCUCAGACUGAAGCUUCUCCAAUGGCUUCACCAGAUCCACAACGUCAGGAAUGGUUUGCCCGUUACUUCACAUUCUGAGAGAUUAUUUUUGUGUGUGGCACAGUGUGGUGUGGACUGUUCAUAAGAGCAUGACCUUAAAAUAAACCCUUAUGUGAACAAACUUACCUGUAAUAUGUCAAACACUGUGAAUGAGAAAGUAUUUUGUCUCUCUGAUUUGAAAAUGCACUGUAUUUUAUGUGAUAUUUGUUGGAAUCACUUGACAUGGUAAUAUAAAUGUGCUUAAUGACACUUUUAUUUUUAUUUAAAAUGAAAGAGUAUUUAAACUUUGUAAUUACUGCAUAACAAAUUUUCGUAGAAGAAACUUAAAGCUUCUACCCAUUUUCCUAUAAAUAUGUAUUUUCUUUGGUUUCAGGAAAGGCUUUCCCCCUCCUGUCUCCCAUCCCAAAUGCAAUCAGUUGCAUGGUUAUUGUAUAUCAAAAUAAACUGUCAACGGUUUAAAAAUCAGACUGUGGGAAGAUAUGUUUAAAUCCUUUUAUUUUUAUUUAGUUAUCUUGUAGAACUUGAGUUUAAAAAUUGUGUUUACUCUAAAAGUGGUGAAGAAUGCAAAAUAAAUAGCAGUAGUAUAGCUGAUGGCCUUUAGAGUGAUUUUAAGAACAUAGUAAGAACAUGGCAUCCUUAUUUCUUAUCUACAACUGAUCUGCCCUUUAGUAAUUAUAAUUACUAUAUUUUAAUGUUGGAUUUCAUUGAACUUUUGUCAAAUAUUUUAUAAAUACCUACAAAGACAGUGCUCUUUAGAACAUGUGGGGUACUACACUAUGUAAUGCUGUAUUAAUGAAUAAUCAUUUAUGGAAAUCUGCAUUUUGAGGACAUUAUAAUUUGGGGGCAAAACUCAGGCUUUACCAAAAAAAGUGCUAAAUCAAUUAUGCAUAAUAAAGCAUGCAAAUCUUUCAUUAGAGCUCCAGCAUACUUAACUUACAAAGAAAGAUGUUCCAUCUUCCAUUAUAAAAUUAAGCCAGGGACCACAUUACCUUUUUCUUAUGGCAAAUGAGCCUGAUUUUCCACUCUAUUACACUUGUCUUACAGAUGUGCAAUCUCUCUGGCAGAAAAUACAUAAUACCAUGGCAAAUCUGGUUUAUAUACUUUUGUUGAUGAUGUUGUCAAUUCCAAGAUUACCACAAUGCAGCUGACACUGGUAAUCUCAGGGAGAAUUUUUUUUCUUUUAUGAAUGUACUUUCAGGCCUGAUAUUUGUAUCUUUAAAAAAGGGGGUGAUUGCUUGGUUAUUUUAAAUAAGAUUUUUAUCCUUAGAUACAGAAUUAUAGCUCAUUAUUUCUGCUGAUGCCCUGAACAUGUCUUCCCAUUAUGCAAAAACAUAAUCAAAGGUACCAUUAAUAGUUACAAUAAGUUUUAUAUGUAGCAUAUGUACAAAAGAAUAAUUUGUAUGUUUUCAUAUAAAAUAUAAAAUAUUCUAACUCAGAAUUUUUAAAAUGUAUCUCUUGCAAACUCAGCCUGAAAGCUUCACUGGAAGCAGUGUUCUAAUGUUUUGCUGCUAAUCUAAAGCAGUGUUUGGCAGAUACUCUAUGGUUGGUGGAUUUAACUGUAGGUAUAUGCAGCCUUUACAUUAGAAGAAAGCCAUAUUGAGUCAAAGUCAGAUUUCUUGGCUGUUGUGUGAAAUAAAACACACUGGAUGAUUUUGCUAUGA